CGUAAAUUUAAUUUGAUCUCAUUUUUCACCGCUUUUUGGUUUUUUGUUUUCUUCCUUUGGAAAAAUACGUGGGGUUGGUAUUGACAGGGCGUCGUGGUCGUGGUCGUGAGGAUUUUCUGUUCGGUGGAGAGGAAGGGGAAAGGGAUUUUUUCAAAAUUCCUCGCCGCUUUUUGGAAGAAUCGAGAAGAAGAAGAAAUGACGCGACCGCUACUGCUGCUGCUGCCGCUGCCGGCGAUGCAAUUCGUCGGGCUCGCCGGCGGGUGGUGGAACGAGAUCAACGAGUCCACUCAGUGGCAGGACGGGAUUUUCUACACUCUCUCCGGCGCUUUUUCCCUCGUCUCACUGAUUGCCUUGAUUCAAUUAAUUAGGAUCGAGUUGAGAGUGCCGGAGUAUGGCUGGACCACGCAGAAAGUAUUCCACCUUAUGAACUUCAUUGUUAAUGGAGUACGAGCCCUGGUGUUUGGAUUUCACAUGCACGUGUUCGGUUUGCAUCCCAAGGUCUUAACGUUGCUAUCGCUGGAUCUGCCCGGGCUCCUGUUCUUCUCUACAUACACCCUGCUUGUUCUGUUUUGGGCUGAGAUAUAUCACCAGGUUAGUGCAAGGAGUUUGCCGACAGAUAAGCUCAGGGUUUUCUACAUUUCCAUAAACGCCAUUAUAUACUGUAUACAGGCUGUCAUCUGGGUAUACCUGUGGGUUAAUGACAACAGUGUUGUGGAGUUGAUUGGGAAGAUAUUCAUUGCAGUGGUAUCCAUUAUUGCUGCAUUAGGAUUUCUGUUGUAUGGAGGAAGACUCUUCUUCAUGCUGAGGCGCUUCCCAAUCGAAUCGAAAGGGAGAAGGAAGAAGCUUCACGAGGUUGGAUCAGUAACAGCAAUUUGCUUCACAUGCUUCCUUAUACGAUGCUUUGUGGUCCUUCUAUCCGCUUUCGACGCAGACGCUUCCCUUGAUGUUCUGGAUCAUCCAGUCUUGAACUUGAUCUACUACACGUUGGUUGAGAUUCUGCCAUCAGCUCUGGUGCUUUACAUCCUCCGAAAGCUGCCUCCGAAGAGAGUAUCAGCCCAGUAUCAUCCGAUACGCUAGCUGCUUUUCCCAUGGGUUUUUCAUAUUCCGCACAUUAGAUCAACCACACCGCCUUCAUUGAAAGCCCCUUUUCAUCUUUUGAAUGUGAUGUCGGGUCAAGGGCAAGUGGUGCAGCAGCUGCAGUUCCAAGGAAACAACCCAGAUUGUCUUGUUACUGUAGUAAGAAUAGGCCCAUAAUGGCGGCGGUGAAUGUUUGUAAGCGUUUGUCAACACCGCUGGCUUUCAGGUUGUUGAAGGGAAGAAGCUUCCUCUCUCUUCUCCUUUUCCAAUUUCCUUUUGUUGCCUUUUUUUGUUUCUGCUAUGGACCGUCUGUAUGCAGUGGAAACAAUAUUAUGUAGAAGAAAAAUCUUUUAGUAGGGCUUUAGUUUCGAAUUAGUUUCUGAGAGCUCGGGGGACUUUAUGUCAGUGUAGUACAAGGAGGUUUGGUUUGCUGAGUUCGGAUCGUAUUCAUGUUUGUUAAUUCGUAAUCUACUAAUCUGUUUAUGUGUUCCUGAUAAAUUUGCCUCUCAUUUCUUGGCUUGAGAUUCAAAUUGGCGAAAUUGCCAAAUCCCAGAUUACUUGUGCGCUUCUUUUGUGUUUCGGCUUCACAUGAGCGUCCAUUGAUGUUCGUAGUUCAGAU
Messenger RNA from Linum tenue, 1696 nucleotides. NCBI's taxonomy places the organism in Eukaryota, Viridiplantae, Streptophyta, Magnoliopsida, Malpighiales, Linaceae. The record is from the annotation of a GenBank genome assembly.